AUGCGGUUGUGCGAGAGGCCCUCGCGGCGUCGGGUUGUGCCUGUUCCUAAAUCAGCGGUUCCCAGGCUGCCUUCCAUUUCAGAUGACUUAAAAAUAGGCUAUUUUGUCACAGACCAUGCUACUCAAACAGAUAUCACAGAAGUAGCUGAACUAAAGGAGCUGACUAAUACUACACAAACUCUAGUACAGCUGAUUGACUCCCUCCAACAAGAUUUUUUGAUCUACAAAAAUGUCCUUUGUUCACAAUAUGAAGAAAAAAUACAAGAGCAUGCUUCAAAUCUUUGUAGACACAUAAAUGACAGGCUGAAAGACAUUGAAGAUUUUCAUAAAAAGAGAGAAGCCCAAAUUCGACAAAGCUAUCAGCAGCAGCUCUCUGAUGCACUUGCUGUUCCCAGAGUGGACUUUGAGAAACAUUUCUUCAUAAAUGAAGAUGCAGACUCCUCAAUAGCAGAGCACAUGCAGGUUUUAAUGAAUAAACUCUUGGAACGAGACUCUAAAAUUCAAUAUUUAGAAGCAGAAUUACAAGAAUAUCAAGAACAUGAAUGUGUAAAAAUGAUUAUCUUUGAAGAUGAUGACCAGGAGAAAAAAAUGCUUGAAAAAGAAAAUGAGGAUUUCAAGCAAGAGGCUUCUAGACUGUAUGAUAUGAUUUUGCAUCUUGAAAAUUCUCUGAAACUGAGUGAAAAAGAAAAUAAAAAAUUAGAUACGAAAGUUCGAGAUAUGCAAUUAAAAAUGGAAAAUGAUGAGAAAACUGUUAUAAAGUUAAUUACAGCUCAUGAAGAAAUGAAGAAGGAACUUCAAAAUGAGAAAUUACUAGUUAAGAGUCUGCAAUUCAAAGAAGCAAAGGAAGACAUUGAAACUGAAGUGGAAAUUAAAGUAACUAGUACAGAGACAAAGACUGCAGCAUUGCAGGUAGAAGAAAAAGACACAAAACAGCUGAAGGAAGUAGUGAGAAGUGAACGUGAAAAUAUAAUGUCUCUUGAGAAAAAAGAACUGCAAAAGAGAGAACCACAAAAAGGAGAAUCUCAAAAGGGGCUCAUAAGCAAGAAACUGAAGAAGACUCCUAGUGAGAAGAUAGUUGAAAAGGAAGAUGAAAAGAGAGCAUUGCUUGCUGAAAUUGAGAAGCUGAGAAAGUCUGAAGGUCGAGAGAGGCAACACAUAGAAAGUCUUAAAAAGGAAGUUGAACAUGUCAACCGAAGUUGGGCAAAGAAAUUUGAAAUUCUAAAGAAAAGCCUCCAUGCCAUUAAGAAUGAGAUGUUUCUUAGGCAAUCUCUACAGCGUCAGUCAGCAUCAUUUAACCAUGCAACCUUCAGUCAAACAGUUGCUGUUCCUCUCUGUACUGAAACUGGUUCAAGUGAAAUGAAGAUGGAUAGAGGUGGUUUAUAUGUGCCCUCACGUUUGCCACAGAUACCUUCCCAAUCAUCUACAGAGAGAAAAGAAAAGAAAGGAGGGGUUACAGAUGUUCAGAUUACAAUUGGAACAGAAAUGUACAAUUUGUAUGAAGAUGGAUCCAAAUGUCAAUUUUGAUUCUACCAGCAUUUCUAAGGCACAUCGUCAACCAUGACUAAGUUUUUCCCUAAGUAUAACUGAAAAACAAGGCUAGUCUUCCAAAGCUGUUCUACUCAUGCUGCUUUGAUGCUUUUCAGCGGUCCCAUUAUGAUGGAGCUAGUGAUAGCAUAUGUAGACACUUUGCUUCUGUUGCUGUACUGCUUCAAGGAACAAACUAUUUUUACUCAGCAAGUGAAAUUUCCACAAGAUUGUUAUUGUUUACUAGGGAAAACGCUUCAGACAAAUUUUGAAAGUCACAAAGUUGCUGCUUAUCACCACAGAACAUUUGAUGUGCUUCAAAAACUACAAGAACCAUGGUGACAUUCAAAAGCAAGAUAGAAGAAAAUGUUGUU
Molecule: messenger RNA, 1898 nt
Organism: Alligator sinensis (Chinese alligator)
Lineage: Eukaryota; Metazoa; Chordata; Crocodylia; Alligatoridae
Gene: CUNH10orf67
Product: chromosome unknown C10orf67 homolog
Exons: 17
Coding region: 1-1524 (507 amino acids)
Source: RefSeq, a predicted model, not a curated record